CCGGAGCACAACCCCCGUGCGGCGCGGAGGGAUACAGUCCGCUGCGCUACUCCAGGCUGCCAGCGGUGAUGAACUUUUCAAAAAGUUUGCUCUGAAGUUUGGAGACGCGGGAUCGGGGGUUCGAACCGAGGGUUCUCCCGGCGCUUUGUCUUUUAAAACAAAAAGUGUAUAAAAUUCCAUCCCCUCCUUUCCCCAUGAUCACAAAGAAAUCCCGGGCUACACGUUUGGACGGAUGUAUAAGUUAAACGAGGAAUCGGAGAAAAUCUCGGAACUUUAAAACUGCGAGCAAUGGGGGAUUUAAAACUCUGGAAUUUACUUUGGGGAGUCUGUUUGACGGCGCUUUGUGAAGCCCUGCAGUGCCAGGAUAAUCACCGUCCAUGUGAGAACAGCGGGCAGUGUAUCAGGAGCCUACACGGGGAUGCGUCGUGUCUAUGUCGGUCUGGUUUUAUUGGGAAUUUGUGCCAGUUUCCUGAUCCUUGCCAAAGGUCACCCUGUCUAAACGGAGGGAUAUGCGGCAGUUUGGUGUUGGACGGCGCGGCUCGGUACACCUGCACGUGCACUCGAGGGUUCAGAGGAGAGGACUGCUCGCAGAUCGAUGCGUGCGCCGCCAGCCCGUGUGCCAACGGUGCCCGCUGCACCAACUGGAACAACCGUUACAACUGCAGCUGCCCGCCGGGCUACAACGGCAAACACUGCCGCACAGACAUCGACGAGUGCAGGGCGCCCGACCUCUGCAAGAACGGAGGGGUGUGCGCCAAUGCCCCGGGCACGUACCGCUGCCAGUGCCCGCCCGGCUACACCGGGCGCCAGUGCGAAAGCACCUACAUCCCCUGCGCCCCAUCACAGUGCCAGAAUGGUGGCACCUGCCGGCAGACUGGUGAUCUGACCUACGAGUGCGCCUGUUUGCCAGGUUUUGAAGGGCAGAACUGUGAGAUUAACAUUGAUGAUUGCCCCAAGCACAACUGCAGGCACGGUGGAACCUGCAUAGAUGGGGUAAACACCUACAACUGCCAGUGCACACCUGAAUGGACAGGCCAGUUCUGCACAGAGGAUGUGGACGAAUGCCACCUGCAGCCCAACGCGUGCCACAACGGCGGCACCUGCUUCAACACGCUCGGCGGCCAUUCCUGCGUCUGCGUCAAUGGCUGGACCGGCGACGACUGCAGCGAGAACAUCGACGACUGCGCCACCGCAGUCUGCUUCCACGGUGCCACCUGCCACGACCGCGUGGCGUCCUUCUUCUGCGAGUGCCCUUCCGGGAGGACAGGUUUGCUGUGCCACCUUGAAGAUGCUUGUGUGAGCAAUCCAUGUCAUGAAGGGGCCAUCUGUGACACCAACCCAGUGAACGGAGAAGCCAUCUGCACCUGUCCCUCGGGAUUCUCCGGACCUGCUUGUAAUCAGGAUGUGGAUGAGUGUUCAAUAGGGGCCAAUCCCUGUGAACACUUUGGGAAGUGCGUGAAUACUGAGGGCUCCUUCCAGUGUCAGUGUGGGAACGGGUACACGGGCCCCCGCUGUGAGACGGACAUCAACGAAUGCUUAUCCAUGCCCUGCCAGAAUGAUGCAACCUGCCUGGACCGCAUCGGAGAAUUCACCUGUAUCUGUAUGCCAGGUUUCAAGGGGAUCUACUGCCAGAUCGACAUAGACGAGUGUGAGAGUAAUCCAUGCGUCAACAAUGGUGCAUGUACAGAUAUCGUCAAUGGCUUCGUCUGCAAGUGCCCUUCAGGCUUCAGUGGGGCGAUGUGCCACGUUGACAUUGACGAAUGUGCAAGCACUCCCUGCCAGAAUGGGGCCAAGUGCAUCGACAGACCCAAUGGAUACGAAUGCAAAUGUGCAGAGGGAUUCGAGGGGAAGGUGUGCGAGAGGAAUAUCGACGACUGCAGCCCCGACCCCUGCCACCAUGGCACCUGCAGCGACGGCAUUGCCAGCUUCACCUGCCACUGCGAGCCCGGGUACACCGGCUACCGCUGCGAGAACCAGAUCAACGAGUGCCACAGCAGCCCCUGCCAGAACUCGGGCAAGUGCAUGGAUCUGGUGAACAAGUACAGCUGUCACUGCCUGCAGGGAACCUCAGGGGUCAACUGUGAGAUCAACCAUGACGACUGUGCCAGCCAGCCUUGUGAUUACGGCAUCUGCAAGGAUGGCAUCAACCGCUACGACUGCACCUGCAAACCGGGCUUCAUGGGCUCGCAGUGCAACAUCGAGAUCGACGAGUGUGCAUCGGGUCCGUGCCAGAACGGGGGCACCUGCAUCGACGGCGAGGACAGCUUCUCCUGCCUGUGCCCCGAGGGCUACCACGACCCCCUGUGCUACUCCGAGGUGGACGAAUGUAGCAGCAGCCCCUGCGUGCACGGGUCGUGUCACGACGACAUCAAUGGGUACAAGUGUGACUGCGAAUCGGGAUGGACUGGGGUGAACUGUGGCAUUGACAAGGACGAGUGUCACUCCAACCCGUGCCAGAAUGGAGGGAGCUGUUCUGACCUGGUGAAUGGAUACAUCUGUAAAUGCAAGGAGGGCUUUCGAGGCCAGCACUGCCAACUCAAUGUCAACGAUUGUGCCUCGAACCCAUGCUUGAACAAAGCAGUGUGCGUGGAUGGGAUUGCUAGUUACUUCUGCCAGUGUGAGCUGCCUUAUACAGGAGAAAACUGUGAGAACGUCCUGAUUCCCUGUUCUCCCAACCCGUGUGGGAACGGCGGCUUCUGUGACCACACCCCUGACUACGAGGGCUUUGUGUGCACCUGCGUUGACGGAUGGCAAGGUCGGAUCUGUCAAGUGGACGUUGAUGAGUGUGUAUCCAACCCUUGCAAGAAUCGAGGCAGCUGUACCAACACGUUGGGAAGCUACAUCUGUGCGUGUGGGCCAGGCUUUGCAGGCCACAACUGUGAGACUGACAUCAACGACUGCUAUCCAAAUCCCUGUGUGAACGGAGGCUCGUGCCACGACGGCGUCAACUCGUUCGUCUGCAGCUGCCUGCCCGGAUUUGCGGGCGCCCGGUGCUCGGACGAGGUGAACGAGUGCGAGAGCAGCCCCUGCCGCAACGGGGGCACCUGCGCCGAUUACGUCAACAGCUACACCUGCCGCUGCAAGGCUGGCUUCAAUGGACUACACUGUGAGAACAACAUUCAGGACUGCACGGAAAGCUCCUGCUUCAACGGAGGGUCCUGCACAGACGGCGUUAACACGUACACCUGCCACUGCCGCGCCGGUUUCGCCGGCUCCAAUUGCCAGCACGACAUCGAUGAGUGUGAUUCACAGCCGUGUCUGAAUGGUGGGGUGUGUGUGGACGGGCUGGAGUCAUACAGGUGUACCUGUCCCCAAGGCUACACUGGGGAACGGUGUCAGGUGGGCAUGGACUGGUGCAGCCGGUUCCCCUGCAAGAACGGCGGGCGUUGCCGGGUGACCGGGCUGUCCUUCGUCUGUGAGUGUGCGAGCAGCUGGACUGGGCACUACUGCGACAUCCCCAACGUGUCCUGCGAGGCAGCUGCAUUGGAGAGAGGAGCGGCCGCCAACCAGCCUUGCAAUCACGGCGGCACGUGCUUCAACACUGGGAACACACAUUACUGCGUUUGCCCCAAGACCUACACUGGCAGCUACUGCGAGACUGAGGUAGACCUGUGUUCCUCCGGCCCGUGUCACAACGGCGCCACCUGCAGGAGCUUCAUCGGGAGCUACAGAUGUGAGUGCACGCCGGGCUACAAGGGCAAGACCUGCAAGGUGGAGGUGAACGAAUGUGAGUCCAACCCAUGCCAGAACGGAGGCACCUGCCUGGACCUGAUCGGCCGUUACAUCUGCUCCUGCCCUCCGGGAACUCUAGGGGUACUGUGCGAGAUUAACGAAGACGACUGCGGCCUGUCUCCGCACACCAACGCGCCCAAGUGUAUGAAUAACGGGACCUGCGUGGAUAGAAUCGGGGGCUACACCUGCAGCUGCCCCCCGGGGUUCACCGGCCAUCGGUGCGAAGGCGACAUCAACGAGUGCCUGUCGAGCCCGUGUAAUGUGCAGACCACCAUCGAUUGCAUCCAGUUGCCCAAUGACUACCUGUGCGUCUGCAAGCAUGGCUUCACAGGCCGCCACUGCAAGAGCGUGGUCAACAUGUGCGACUCGCAACCCUGUCAGAAUGGAGGCCACUGCAAAGUCACUGUCAACACCCCCCUCGGCUACACCUGCAAGUGCCAGCUGAGCUACACCGGGCCCAACUGCGAGCGCAGCGUCCUGACCUGCCGUAGCCUGGUGUGCCGGAGCAGCGAGCUGUGCAUCGAUACCCCUCUGGGUGCCCGCUGCCAACCGCAGCCCAGCACCGGCACCAACGCCACCUGCUCCAGCCGCCCCUGCCGCAACGGCGGGCUGUGUAGGCCGGUCCGCCAGCCCCCCUUCUACCACUGCCUGUGCCCCAAGGAGUUUGGAGGGCGGCACUGCGAGAUUCUCCGGGGGUACACCCCGCCGCUCAAGGAGCCGCCGUGCCCCCUGGCGGAGUGCCAGCGCAAGGCUGGCGAUGGCGAGUGCGACCGACAGUGCAACACCCACAGCUGCCUGUGGGACGGCGGGGACUGCUCACUCUCUGUCGACAACCCCUGGAAGGAGUGCAGCUUCCAGCACUGCCGGAGCAACUUCAACAACAACGUCUGCGACGAGAGCUGCAACACACACGAGUGUCUCUACGACAACUUCGACUGCCAGAGCCAAGAGCGCGCAUGCAACCCGUUGUACGAGAAGUACUGUGCAGACCACUACGCGGACCAGCACUGCGACCAGGGCUGCAACAACGAGGAGUGUGGCUGGGACGGGCUGGACUGUGCGUCGGACGUGCCAGCGCGCCUGGCCGAGGGCACCCUCAUCGUCAUUGUGCUGCUGCCCCCCGACCAGCUGCUCCAGAGCAGCGCCAACUUCCUGCAGAAGCUGGGCUCCAUCCUGCGCGCCACCCUACGCUUCAAGAAGGACAGCAGCGGCCAGUAUAUGAUCUACCCCUACUACGGCGCCAGCUCCCGGAUCGGCAAACGCUCGGCCCCCCCUAGCCGGGCCCGGCGCGAGCAGGAACAGAAGGUCAUCGGGUCCAAGGUGAGCCUGGAGAUCGACAACCGUCUGUGCCUGCAGGCGACUGGCGAAUGCUUCCCAACGGCAGAGAGCGCUGCUGCCUACAUCGGGGCCCUGUCUACAGUGGGCAGCCUACACUUCCCCUACCCCAUCAAAGAUGUCGACAGCGAACAGCUGCCACUGCCGGCGGCCCCCAUGAACCUCCUGCCACUGAUGAUCGUGGCUGCCGUCAUCCUCACCGUCAUCCUCAUCCUGGGCGUGCUGGUGGCCCGGCGCAAGCGGGAGCAGAGCCUGCUCUGGUUCCCCGAGGGAUUCACCCUGAAGAAGGACAACAGCAACAAGAACCGUCGCGAGCCGGUGGGACAGGAUGCCCUGGGAAUGAAGCACAUCUCCAAAUCGAUGGUGGAGGAGGGUCUGAUCAGUGAGCGAGACCUACAGACUGGGCAGUGGCUGGACACGGAAUGUCCUGAGGCAAAGAGGCUUAAGGUGGAGGAACCCAGCACCCUGUCGGAUAGCGAGGAUGCGGUCGACUGUCGCCAGUGGACACAACAUCACCUUGCGGCAGCGGACAUCCGCAUGCCUCCCUCCAUGGCCCUGACCCCACCUCAGGGAGAGUUUGACUCGGACUGCAUGGACGUGAAUGUCCGAGGCCCAGAUGGUUUCACUCCGCUGAUGCUGGCAUCCUACUGCGGUGGGGGACUGGACACAGGCCUGGCGGAGGAGGAGGAGCAGGAGGACUCGUCUGCCAACAUCAUCUCCGACCUCAUCUACCAGGGUGCCAACCUGUGCGCCCAGACGGACCGGACGGGCGAGACGGCCCUGCACCUUGCCGCCCGCUAUGCCCGCGCUGACGCUGCCAAACGGCUGCUGGACGCCGGGGCAGACGCCAACGCCCAGGACAACACCGGCCGCUCUCCCCUGCACGCGGCUGUUGCGGCCGAUGCACAAGGAGUCUUCCAGAUAUUAAUAAGAAACCGAGCCACGGACCUGGAUGCGCGUAUGGUUGAUGGUUCCACCGCCCUGAUUCUGGCGGCCAGGCUCGCUGUGGAGGGAAUGGUGGAGGAGCUAAUAGCCUGCCAUGCUGAUGUCAACGCUGUUGAUGAGAUAGGUAAAUCAGCACUGCAUUGGGCUGCAGCCGUCAACAAUGUCGACGCCACUCUGGUCUUACUGAAGAAUGGAGCCAACAAGGAUAUGCAGGACAGCAAGGAGGAGACGCCGCUCUUCCUGGCUGCCCGGGAAGGAAGCUUCGAGGCGGCCAAGAUGUUGCUGGACCACUUUGCCAACCGGGACAUCACAGACCACAUGGACCGCCUGCCCCGGGACAUUGCGCAUGAGCGGAUGCACCACGACAUCGUUCAGCUCCUGGACGAGUACAACGCCGUGCGCAGCCCCCAGGGUCUGGGCGGCCACACCAUGUCCCCCCUCAUGUGCCCGCCCAACGGCUACAUGGGCAACCUCAAGCAGACUCCCCAAGGCAAGAAGGCUCGGAGGCCGAGCUCCAAGAACCUGGCUUCCGGGAACUCGGGCAACAUGGCCAAGGAGUUGAAGGAGGCGAAGGCGAGGAACAAGAAGUUGAGUUUGGACUGCCAGGCCUCUCUGAUGGAAAGCUCCAUCACCUUAUCUCCUGUGGACUCCUUGGAUUCGCCGCGUGCCUACAUUGCCAAUCCCACCUCCCCGGUCAUGACUUCCUCGGGAAUCCUGCACCCUGCCAGCUCCUUGUCGGUCCUGGCUGGGACUCCCGUCAACGGCAUCCUGGAGGGUCCCUUCACCGUGUCUUUGGCCAGCCUAGGUGAGCUGGCGGGCCAGAACGCCACCAUUUUGUCCAUGAGCCGCAUGCAGCCACGGCUCUCCAUGGCCGGUCAGGCCAACUGCCUCCUGAAUGCCGGCAGCUUGGGUCUCAACGUGGGCAUGGUCAGCCCCAUCACCGCCGUGCCCUUCGAGUGGCAACCCAGGAUGCCCAGUGCCGUGCAGCAGCCCGCCGCGCCCCAGGGGAACAUGCGCCAGGGGCUGGCGCUGCAGGCCCACCGGCAGCAGCUGAUCGCCGGCCAGCCCAGCCCGGUCAAGCUGCAGAACCCGGCCGAGCAAGCUGCCAGCGGGCAGCCCAGGUGCCUCCCUCCAGCCACCGGCCAGCAGGGCAUGCUGCGGAGCGAGAUGGGUCGGAUAGUGGACCGCCCGCCACUGGAGGCGCCACCUCCACAAGCCCCCGUGCCCGCCUUCUUCAAGCAACACAGUAACCCCACCACGGAGGACUAUCUGCCUCCCACCUCCAAACACGGCUACACGGCGGGCCGCGACAGCGCCCCCAAACAUUACCUCCACAUGAAGAACGAGCACCCGUACCUAACACCAUCACCAGAGUCACCCGAACAAUGGUCCAGCCCUUCUCCCCACUCCAUGUCCGACUGGUCAGACUCUACCCCCAGCCCCACCAUCAUGGGACACCAGCCCCAAAUGCAGCAUAUGGCUGACCAAGUAACCAAAAUGCAGGUUUUUGCAUAAAACUCCCCGUUCUGUCCUUUUUCUUCUUAUUUUGUCUCGAAAGGAAAGGAUCGGAUCUAUAGGAUGUUAGGACCCUGGGCUGCUGUUGGCUUUCAUCUUGCAAUUUCUCCUCUCAUUAACUACAAAGAGACACGGGCGGGAAGAAACUAGUUCUGCAGUGGACACUGGCGGGAUCUCCGACGGCAAUCGCCUUUUGAAAUUCAUUCUUUCUUUAUAAAAAAAAAACACAUUUCCAAGACGGGAGGAUUUUGGCCUCACUGCCUGUUGAAGCUACUGAAUUGAAGGAGGGGUUUACAAGAUAUUGCAGCCUGUUACAUUCCUUAUCACUCUUGCCGAAGGUCGAAAAAGCCUUCACCGUCAAACCCUCUCUCCCCACCACCCUUCCCCACUCUGCUGCUGGGCUCUCUGGACUUUACCUGCCUAUUGAUGGUGACAUGACUAAUGCCAGACUAUCCAGGGCCAUCUCCGAACUCUCGUUUUGCCCCAGGCGAUCGAUCACCCAUGGCUGCCAUAUCCCACUGGGGGAGAAAAAUAGUUGCUUCAGAACAGUUUGGGCGAGAAGACUCUGUCUCUCCAGGAGAAGGAGAAACCAGUGUCACACAACUAAUCUGUAAUUGUAGAUCCAGCUCCUUUGCCCAUGGAACGCCACAAUGUGGUAUGGAAGCUCUCCAGUGAACUGUAAGCAUUGUAAUUUAACUGCCUGUAAAAGUCCCUGAGGUUUGUGUCUAAACCAGCGUAGCCUCAACUAAGGACACUCUGCCAUUUCAUUAUAUAUAAUUAUUGAGUAUUUUUCCAAAUGCGACUUUCUUUACCCGAAGUCCUGUUAUUUCUUUCGCCCAGUAUAAAAACAUUUUUAAAAACUUACUGCCUUUGCAACUUGCUACGCUGCCAAGUAUUAUUGUACAAUUAUUUAACUCUUUCUGAGGGACACUGUUAUUUUAUUUUGUAUCGUCCAUUAUCAGCAACUUUCGCAAAGGUCCAAAAUCUAGUCUUUUCCAGUUGGAAACCACAAACCUCGCUCUCAAAAGCCAACCCAGCUUCAGACAUUCUCAGUGGAGGGACCACUAACCAUAGAGUUCGUCAUUUGGCCAGUAUAUAAAUCUCUGUAGUUUUCCGAUCACAUCAGACCGCUCCACGUGGCCCUUACGCAGUACGUCAAGAUAAUUAAUUAAUGAUUACCUAAUGCUUUCCUU
Molecule: messenger RNA, 8720 nt
Organism: Amblyraja radiata (thorny skate)
Lineage: Eukaryota; Metazoa; Chordata; Chondrichthyes; Rajiformes; Rajidae
Gene: notch3
Product: notch receptor 3
Exons: 34
Coding region: 289-7527 (2412 amino acids)
Biological process (GO): regulation of developmental process; regulation of DNA-templated transcription; Notch signaling pathway
Cellular component (GO): signaling receptor complex; plasma membrane; cell surface
Molecular function (GO): calcium ion binding; protein binding; signaling receptor activity
Source: RefSeq, a predicted model, not a curated record